UAUCUUCGCAUUCACACCUUCACCAACUAUACUAGUGUCCAGUCACUUCAUUUUCCAUGGCCCAAACUCACAUUAAUUAGUUAACACUAACACUUUCACCACCCUCUUUCCCCAUUUCUAAUUAUUCAACAACUUGUCCUGUAUCUCAAACUUUCUAGUAGCCACCCCUUGUUUUCACCAUAUUCAUUAGGAACAAAGAAAAACAGUCCACUAUUUUGGCCAUGAAAAUUCAGUGUGAUGUGUGUGAGAAAGCUCCUGCAACUGUGAUUUGCUGUGCAGAUGAGGCAGCUUUGUGUGAUAAAUGUGAUGUUGAGGUUCAUGCUGCAAACAAGCUAGCAAGCAAGCACCAAAGGCUUCUCCUUAAUUGUCUAUCUAACAAGCUUCCUAGAUGUGAUAUAUGCCAAGAUAAGGCAGCUUUCAUAUUUUGUGUUGAAGACAGAGCUCUCUUCUGUAAGGACUGUGAUGAAUCAAUUCAUGUAGCUGGUAGCCUUUCUGCAAACCAUCAGCGCUUCCUCGCUACUGGUAUCCGGGUGGCUUUGGGAUCUAAUUGUACCAAAGGAAAUGAAAAAAAUCGCGUGGAACCAUCCGAUCCGAAAGCACAAGAAGUUCCUGUGAAAACUCCUUCUCAGCAAGUGCCUAGCUUCACAUCCUCUUGGGCUGUUGAUGACUUAUUGGAAUUAACAGACUUUGAAUCACCAGACAAAAAGCAAUCACUGGAGUUUGGAGAGCUUGAAUGGCUAGCAGAUGCAGGUCUUUUCAGUGAGCAGUUUCCUCAUGAAGGUUUAGCUGCAGCUGAAGUUCCACAACUUUCAGUAACACACACUAGCAGUGUUGUCUCAUACAAAGCCCCCAAGUCCUUCAUGUCUCACAAGAAGCCUAGGAUUGAAGUCAUCGAUGAAGAUGAUGAUGAGCACUUCACUGUGCCUGAUCUUGGCUGAAACACAUUGUAGGUAGAUUAAUGAGUUGUGUAUGUAAACUGUGUGGAAUGAUGAUGAGCAAUGAUCUUGGCUAUAGUGACAUGGCCAUCUGGAGUCUGGACCAUUGCAUGAACAUGUAGACUAGAUUGAUGAGUUAUAUACGCAUACUAUAAGGAUACUAGGUGUUGAAGUAUGCAUACUAUUUUUUGUGUCCGUUAUUGUAAAAAUAAAAUAAAUAAUGGUAAGGUAUUAAAAUAUAUAGAUUUUAAGCUGACAAUCAAACCAA
Messenger RNA from Lotus japonicus, 1203 nucleotides. Its product is annotated as B-box zinc finger protein 24. Gene Ontology annotation, biological process: photomorphogenesis; regulation of DNA-templated transcription. The coding region runs from base 222 to 938 and encodes 238 amino acids. Lineage: Eukaryota; Viridiplantae; Streptophyta; Magnoliopsida; Fabales; Fabaceae. The record is from RefSeq and is a predicted model, not a curated record. Gene Ontology annotation, molecular function: zinc ion binding. Gene Ontology annotation, cellular component: nucleus. The transcript has 3 exons.